Molecule: messenger RNA, 1843 nt
Organism: Passer montanus (Eurasian tree sparrow)
Lineage: Eukaryota; Metazoa; Chordata; Aves; Passeriformes; Passeridae
Product: mas-related G-protein coupled receptor member H-like
Exons: 2
Coding region: 781-1671 (296 amino acids)
Biological process (GO): G protein-coupled receptor signaling pathway
Cellular component (GO): membrane
Molecular function (GO): G protein-coupled receptor activity
Source: RefSeq, a predicted model, not a curated record
AGCUGUGGGAUGUGAUAAGAUGGGGUGAGGAUGGAGAGCCUGGAGGGAACGGGGAAUGAGGAGCAGGGAUGAGGGAUAGAAUGGAGAGCAGCUCUGGGUAGUUUGGUCCUGAGCAAGUUUUGGCAAUGAUCAUGGAGGUAUUACCAUAUUGGCACUUGAUUCUGAGAAGCUCCCAGCUGCCUCACCAACACUGCCAGCACUGGCAGCAUUCCAGAGCCGCCAGCACCACCAGCAUCCCUCUGCUUCUGGAGGGACAAUGACCCCUCAGGGAAAAGAAACCAGAAAUGUCAAAAACCGUUCCCUUUUGGGAAAGGGAAGGCUGUCAGAGAAUGGACAUUCUCCUGGGAAGGAGUGUUUCUAAUCAGGAGGAAAUGAGGAGCCAUUCACAAAGACAAAGAGGUUUGGGUUUUUGUGUUUGUUUGUUUGCUUGUUUGUUUUGUUUUUUUGGUUUUUUUUCCUUUGUACCAAAAACCAUAAAGCUGUUUAACUCUGACCUAGGCAGAGUUGGAAAACCGCUUCUGACUGCCAUGUGACCCCACUGAGUCUUGGAGAGCAACACCAGGACAGGGCACAGAGGGACAGGAGUGGGGAACUCCUGGUGAUCUGGGGACAUCCUUCUACAUGGUACUGACCUGGGAGGAUCCACUUUGGGAUAUGGAUGCCAUAAGAGCAAGAAGGAGCUGCUGAGGAGCUGCAUCCCUGGAUUCUCCAAGCACUGACUGCCCAUCCACGCUGACCACAGCCAGGGGCCACAUCCCACUGCCUGCCCAGCAUCCAUCCAUGGAGGUGACCACCGUGUCCCCACGUCCUCUCUCACCCACUGAAGGGGACCAUCUGUGUGAGACAGAUGUAUCCACCAUGGCCACACACAGUGUGACUCUGCUCAUCUGCCUCUGUGGGCUGGCUGGGAACGGGGCUGUCCUCUGGCUCCUCAACCUGAAAAGCUAUAACUCUGGCAUCUUUAAGCUGGCUGUCGCUGACUUCCUCUUCCUUCUCCUCACAGUCCCCAUUGCCUUCCUCUUCCUGGUGGAGGACGUGUCCUGCUCUCCUGUCAUGCCCAUGCUGUACCUGCGUUUCCUUUUCCAGCUGUCAGUGGUCUCCUACUACUGGGGGCUGUUCUGGCUGAGGCCUGGUGGCACUGUGCAGUAUAUGGACAAGAUCCUACGGCGCUGCCGCAAGGAGCUUUCUGAGCGAAUGUGGUUGGUGGUGGGGAGUGUUCAGUCCUGGGCCUUCUUUGCUCUCUUCACUGUCAUUCCCUCGGUGAUAUUCCUGUGUCAAUCACAAGAGCAGGAGCACUGCCGUGUGCCUCUCAUCUCCCUUUACACCAGUAUCCUGCUCUUCUUUGCUGCACCCGUGGCCAUUUCUGGCACAAUUGACUUCAUUAGGGCCAAGUGGGGCUCCCAGCAGCAGCAGCCCAAGAGGCGUGACGUGGUUAUCCACAUCACUGUGCUGUUAACUCUUCUCCUCAGCUUCUGCAAUUUCCUGCAGCAGCUCGGUUACAUCGAUGUGCCCUCCCAGGCUGUUUUCUUGCUCGCCAGCAUCAACAGCAGCAUCAAACCCUUCAUCUACUUCUUGGCAGGGAGCUCCUGGAGGGUCUGCUCCAUGGCGAGCUGCUGGAGGCUCUGUACAGUGGGGUCCCUCCGUCUCUACCUUCAGAGGGUCUUUGAGUAGCAGAAAGAAAAAACAGCCCACAGCAAUGAUGACACCAGGAACACAGCAGUCUGAGCCUGCUGAUCCCUUCCACUGCUCUGCUGGAGGACCUCAGCACAGAGGCUGAGGGUUUUCCUUGAUAUUAUUCAGGAAUUCAUGAUUAAUAAACAUCCAUGGGAUCACCCUCUCCAUA